Messenger RNA from Colletotrichum phormii, 676 nucleotides. RefSeq lists its product as uncharacterized. Bases 169 to 387 code for a protein of 72 amino acids. NCBI's taxonomy places the organism in Eukaryota, Fungi, Ascomycota, Sordariomycetes, Glomerellales, Glomerellaceae. The record is from RefSeq and is a predicted model, not a curated record. The transcript has a single exon.
GUGGGAACACGACGACUUUUUUUUCUUCCUUCUCUUCUACGGUACGCCGCAAUAAAAAACCGUCGACUUACUCGAAUGCGGUCGAAAAUGAGAACAAGGAUGGAGACAUCGUCGGCCGCUGGGGAGGCAAAAGGUGGAAAGGGGGGAGGGCGUGUUCGUUCGUAGGCAAUGGUGGUGCUGAGGAUACCUCGGAGGGUUUCAGUCGUUUCCUUGAUGCUUUCCUCCGUACGGACGCAGUGGCACAAGGUACGGUGCUACAGAGCGGGAUGGGCGGAUGGGAAUAGUGAGGAGACAAGAGAAGGAGUUGAGAAUUUACCCUGCUUUCGUGCUUCGCCCCGACGUUGGAGUCUUGAAACUUACCGCAAACGGAAUAUACGAUGGUUUUGAUGCUGUGUUUGCCAAGUUUGAGAGUGCAUCGUACGCUACACCAGACUUAUGAGAGCCGCACGAUGAGGAAGAAACUGCCGAUGGGGGUUAAUUGGGCUCUUGGAGGGGCUUGAAGAAAGAAAGGCCUUGGCAAGUCAUCAAAGCCAAGAGCAACUGCCGCGUUCAGCCAUGUUGGGGCUACUUGGACGAGGCUAUCUUGGGUCGGUGAUCCGUCCGUGGUGUUGGUGUUGUCGAUAUCGAUGCAUCGGGCAAGAUGUCAAGAUGCUCGACGGGUGUGUGUGUGUCUCCA